Corythoichthys intestinalis (scribbled pipefish) is the source of this 1945-nucleotide messenger RNA. RefSeq names its product LHFPL tetraspan subfamily member 4b (gene lhfpl4b). Bases 184 to 867 code for a protein of 227 amino acids. The transcript is spliced from 6 exons. The record is from RefSeq and is a predicted model, not a curated record. Gene Ontology annotation, biological process: sensory perception of sound. Gene Ontology annotation, cellular component: plasma membrane. Lineage: Eukaryota; Metazoa; Chordata; Actinopteri; Syngnathiformes; Syngnathidae.
AUACAAGCCAUGAACUACACUAAAGAUCCCACGUGUGGUUCCUGUUUAAAAAUGCCUUCUUAAAAAACAUAGCCACCACAGUGUGAUGAAGACCGAUGAAUGAUUCUUUUUCGUUCCUAUUUUCCUGUUCCACAAUGCAGUAUUAACCAGGAAGCCUGAGUCUCGUGACUUGUGCACGCAGUCAUGGCAGCUGCUACACCCGGUUUGGGGGACCUGUCCCGUCUGUACCAAACCGAGUUUGUGCGGAGUGCUCGUGCGGUAGGCGUGCUGUGGGCUGUAUGCACGCUGUGCUUCGCCAUCAUUCAAGUGGUCAUCCUCGUGCAGCCUUCCUGGAUAGGAACUGCAGACAUAACCCACCCGGGGACAGGGCCGGUGCCACCUAGUGGGACCCUGGGAUUAUUUGAGGUGUGUCUAGAGUCCGAACUGCCCGUUCCAGACUGUCGCGGCCGACUCUCCAGUCUCUCCCCGCUGCCGUCCUUCCAGUCUGUGGCUGUCUUGGUAGGCGUGUCGCUGUGGGCGGUGUGGACAAGCGUGGUCUGUCUCUUACUCUUCCGGUUCUGCAGCGCCGCCACCGUCUACAAGAUCUGCGCCUGGCUGCAACUCACAGCAGGGUUCUGCUUGGCGUUAGCAUGUCUAUUAUUCCCUGACUCGUGGGAGAGUCCAGAGAUGAGAGUCCUCUGCGGCGACUCUGUGGGCAGCUUCUCUUCGGGGAACUGCUCUGUCCACUGGGCCUUCAUCCUGGCCAUCCUUGGUGUUUUGGAUGCCGCCAUCCUAGCCACCCUGGCGUUUGUUUUGGCAAACAGACAAGAUGCCCUCUUGCCGCCACUUGGAAAAGAAGUGACUACAGGACUGCUGAUGUCGGCAUAGACACCAUGUGACUCCUCUUCUCCUCGACACAAACCAAUGGCAACAUCAUCAUGGUCACAAUGACAUCAUGCUGAUGUCAUGAAGGCACAACAUACUAGUAUUUACAGUAUUUGAAAAGUGCAACUGUUGUUUCUCAAGUCCCUAUGUUCAAGUAAUAAGUUUUGUAGUUAGAAAUUGACUGGUUUACUCUCCCAAACUUUAACAGACAACCAUAAUUUCUACCUUUAGCUAAGAUUAUUUGAGAAUUUUUCUCCCACAAUAUCAAAGUGAGCUAUCACCCAAUUGCGGGAUGCCUCCAAAAGUGAUCAUCAAUUAUCAUGUAGUGUUGCGUGUUUUAGGAAUUACUGUGUGUCUAUCAAGUCAGUCACAAGAACCACAGUGGCGUUACUAGGUGAUGAAAAAGGUUUGCCAUGCUUCUCCAUUUGUAAAUAUUAUUACUCUUGUUUUUUUCUUUGUAUUUUCCAUAAAAUCAAACACGUUUUUUUCCUAGGUCAAGUGUACUACUGUCUUACCUUUGAAAACCUUUGUGUAAUUGUAAAUGCAUAUUUUUGUGACCCGCACGUUUAACCCAUUUGAAAUAUAAAGUUACCGCAUUGAUUUUUGAUAUUUAUUUUUUGAUGUUAUUAUUUCUGAGAAAUUAUGUACACGAUCAUCGUGAUUUUGCACAUCAACUUAGUGUCUUUAAUAACUGUAAAAAAUGUAUUGUUAUCAAAAUAAGAAGCUACCUACCUGAUUUAUUACACAUUAAUAGCAGUAAACAUUUACACUUUUGAGUUCAACUACAGUACAACCUGUGUACUGUAUAUUGCGUGUGUUGUAGUGCGUGUUUGUGUGACUCAACUUGAUUUGAUUCAAAACUAGCUCAUUGUUACAUAGCUUUAUGAUCUUGUUACCCUCUAAAAUAAUGUAUCUACUUAGGCACACUUUGAUAUCCUGAUCAUUUAUGUUUUCCAAGAAAAUUCAUUGUUCUUAAGGGGUGUUUUACCCUGCAUUGUGUGUACUGUACCACGCAUUAGCUUCGCUUUGGGAGAGGUUGACUGUUACCCAUUGUUUUCACGCAAACAAAUAAAAUGUGUUC